AUGGAAACGGAAGUAGAAGAAUUGAAGAAGAUCUACAGGACCCUCCUGGUGCAGAUGGUGAGCGCCGCUGGAACGGGCUACUUCUUCAACACAAAGAGGAACCGCCUCCGAGAGAAACUGGUGCUGCGCAAACACGAUCCGUUUGAGGAAGAUCAAAUCCAUCUGACGCACGCGGACAACGUCUACCUGCGAGGUUUGAACAGACUCUCUGUUGUCACGGAGUACACAAAGUGUUGGGCGAACAGUUCGUCGGGGAGGUCCCGUCUGAACGGGAACGAUGUCUGCGUGCCGGCCGCUCCCACGCUCAGCGCCGCCACCCGAUUGGCUCUGCCGGCCAUCUCCUCCAGAGGCAUGGCGGGGUGCCGGGCCAUGUAA
Molecule: messenger RNA, 375 nt
Organism: Menidia menidia (Atlantic silverside)
Lineage: Eukaryota; Metazoa; Chordata; Actinopteri; Atheriniformes; Atherinopsidae
Source: the annotation of a GenBank genome assembly